Molecule: messenger RNA, 1863 nt
Organism: Seminavis robusta
Lineage: Eukaryota; Bacillariophyta; Bacillariophyceae; Naviculales; Naviculaceae
Source: the annotation of a GenBank genome assembly
CCGUGACGUAGUCACGUUGGUUUGUUUGUAGAGGGGGUGCGCAUUGAGGGUGGUGUACGGCAAAAACAAAGUACAAGUGCCCAGAAUGAGCUUCAGAAUGUCAUCUGAGUUGCGGCCACUUUUCAUAUACUUGGUGAACUCGAGCAUAGUAUCGUACCGUAGCUGACAACGAUGAAGAUUUUAUCAGUUACCAUUCUUGCACUGCUAUCCACCACGGUCAGUGGUCUGGGUGAGACCAGACAGGUUUUGGAUGACAUGUCUCAGUACUUUGAGCACACCAACUACCCUGACUCUUUAUACGAAGAGUUUUCAACCUGCAUGAAUAAGUGGGGAGUAGAGCGUUUGGAAGAAGCUCAAGACGUUGCAUGGCGUGAGUUUGUCAACUAUUACUUCACAGGUGGGACGCUGAGUGAUCCAUGGGGAGAGCCGUCUACUCAGGGAAGCCAAUGGCUUGAACAAGUCCAAAACAAGACCGCUUUCAUGGGGGACCCUUACAGACCCUAUGAAGUGCGCCAAAGAUGCAAUUUUGUUUCGAAUGUGGCUUAUUACAGAUCGGCUGUCCGCGUGUGCGACUUUAAGACAUGGAAGGUGCCCGUGGAAGAUCGAAUUGGCAUGAUGCAAACUUUUGUGGCCGCAGGGACAGGAUCGGCAUGGGCACACGGAAGCGAAACAAGUGUCGGUUCACGCUUUGAUACUAGUUCGGUGGCUCUCCUCAUAACCGCUGCCUAUCAAAUUGCAAUACGAAGUACAAGCGCAUCCUCCCAAGUCCUCUUGACGGUUUCCAACAAUCUGCAGCCAACACCGUUCACAGAGCUGGCACGCGAUCUUGCCAACAUGCCACUAAAUUUCAGUGUACCAGAAUGGAUCUCCUACAUCAACAGCCUGCAGCUGGUUCGACGAUAUCGAAUCGUUGCUGUGGCAUUGAUUGCAUUUGGCUGUAUGACGUUAUUACCAUUCUCCCUUUGUGAGACACUGGUGAAUGAUGUGCUUGCCCCUGAAUUCCUUCGUGCAGCAGAAGAAGAUUUUAUGAUAAACGAGUACAUGCCAGAACUCAAGCUUCUUGCCGAGAGAGAUGACUUCCCAGUGGGUCCCUUUGAAGGGGGGAUAUCUGUGUUUUUGAAACUUGUUGGCGCUGUCUCUGGAUUGCUUUGGGCAUUUGUCUUUCAAGAACGGACACUGUCCUUUGUGUCUGGUUUGGAAGGCGAGUGCUUUAAUCUCACCAGCCUGGGAGCGGCAAGCAGUCCAAUGGUUGAUCUCUUGACCUACUUGCUGCAUGGUGUGCCAAACACAGAAGACCGUGGCUUUUUCACUGGUGGUGACAGAUCGAGCCAUCCAUAUCCUGGUUCAGAGUUUUGCAACAAGGAUUCAUCCCAUGCCCUAUGGCAUGACCGCAGCGCCGACGCUGUGUUUGAACUAUAUGCGGUAGUCGAUGAUGCGGAACAGGUGAUCAUAGCACGAAACAAGAGGAGACGAUUGGAGAAGGCACAGAAUCCCAAUGCUGAAUCGAACAUGGGUGGUUUGAGACGUUUGGUCGGUCUCGAAGAGAUGAUGGAUACGUGAGGAUUGACACGCACAGCAAAAGUAAGCUUGGUUAACCCUGCAGCCAUUGGCAAUUGCGAGUGGCCUCCCCUGUGGUGGGAGCACCAAUUCAAGCCUCCUGUGCUCUGAACGAGCGCGAGUACAUCAAACAAUAUACUUUUUGCAAUGGGUAUAUCGAGUUGACCAUGGUCUGGCCCUUGGUGACAUUGCCCGGCUCUUGUGGAGUUAAUCCCGCUGACAGAUCAACUAGAUUGCUAUUCUCUAUUGUGCCGCUCAAACUAGUAGGUAACUUACUUGUCAAUAGUGCGAUCUAUGUACAAAUUC